This is a messenger RNA of Lytechinus variegatus (green sea urchin), 1335 nucleotides long. RefSeq lists its product as uncharacterized. Lineage: Eukaryota; Metazoa; Echinodermata; Echinoidea; Temnopleuroida; Toxopneustidae. The transcript has 3 exons. The annotation marks the transcript as partial. The record is from RefSeq and is a predicted model, not a curated record.
ACAUUUCCUGUAUCUCCAUCCCACCAUUCAGCAUCCUGGACAACGUGGUCACGGUGGUCCCGAUGCGACAACAGAUGCGGUGUUGGGAAUCAAACCCGAUCUCGACGAUGUCAGUUGACAAAUCAAACAGUAACCAUGGAAAUCCAUCAUAGUAACCACUCCUGCUUUGGCGAUGCCGGUGAGAGAAGAACGUGUAGCGAGUAUGACUUUGACGAAUGCACACUUCACCACCUUUUCGUGCCAGGUUCGUGGAGCGAAUGGAGCAGUUGGUCGGAGUGUUCAGAUAACUGUACUGGACAUCGAAAUCGACAUCGAUUGUGCCAUCCCUUGAAAGAGCAUCCGUCAAUAACUACGAGGAUGAAACGAGACCGUGGUCUCCUCUGUGAGGGUAAUUCGACACAGAAUUCGUCAUGUGUAUCAAGCGGCUGUGAAGGGAUUCUCAAUACAUCAAUAAUCACAGCACAUGACGAACACCACCACCAUCAUCAUCAUCAUGAAGAGGGACAGGGCACGAGUUCAGCUGUCAUUCUAUUACUAUCUAUGAUUGGAUUUAUCCUGGUCGUCGUCGCAAUCAUAUGGUACUUCGUAACGUCACAUCAAAGACGACGAAAGAAGCCCUAUCGGACGAAUCGAGGCAACAGCACCCAGAGCGUCUUCCAAACCAAACGAUCUUCGAGCGGAGAAAGUCGCCAGUCUUCGUCAACAAGAUCGUUUCUUAGCUGGCGAAGCAAGAGCCAGGAGUCCGCCAGGUUUUCCGAUCAGCAGUCAGAGGAGUCUGCAAGGCUCCUAGACGAUGAGCAGAUGCCUCCAGAGACAUCUCCCUUCCGUCCGUACCGGCAACCAUCGCGAUCGACCAAGGAUGAUAUCUCUGCGGAAUGGCUCUGGCCUUGGGAGACGGAAGGUGAUGAUUGGGCUGCAUUGGACUUUGAGGCAGACACUGCUUCUACUAUGCACUUUGAUGUUUACAUGGAGGUGGAUGAAUCGGAAGAACCGCGGAUUGCUUCACCCGAACGUGCUCCCUCAGCAGUUGGUGAAUCGACCGAAGAUCUACAAGAGUCUACAGAGAACAAGAUGGUUGAAUUGGAGAAAUCAGCCGAGGCCUGGUUUGAUUGAAUUGAUAAUCCAUUUCCAAAAACAUCUAGGAUACAAUAGAGCAUGGCAAUAGAGUCGCAAUGCAUUAUAUUCCUAUCUGAACCAUACUCUAGCUGUAGACUGCUAUGACGAUCAGUCAAAUUUUCUUGCUUCAUUGAAUAGGCUGGAUAGAGUAGAUGAUAGGAUGUCUUCGAGCUUUGUUUCCUUAUCAGAGUUGACAAUGUAUUGAUCACACCUGCUCUG